UGCACUGAAUCGCAAUCGGUUAGCGGAUCACCCGCAGCACGCUACAGCACGCCAUGGCUAGGACCAAGCAGACUGCGCGAAAGUCAACUGGUGGAAAGGCGCCUCGCAAGCAGCUGGCCACGAAGGCAGCUCGGAAGUCCGCGCCCGCCACCGGAGGCAUAAAGAAACCGCAUCGGUAUAGGCCUGGCACAGUGGCUCUUCGCGAAAUUCGGCGGUACCAGAAAUCGACUGAUUUGCUGAUCCGCAAGCUACCCUUUCAGCGCUUGGUUCGUGAAAUAGCGCAGGACUUCAAGACUGACCUGCGGUUUCAGAGUUCCGCCGUGCAGGCCAUGCAAGAAGCCUCGGAAGCGUACCUUGUCGGCCUCUUCGAAGACUGCAACUUGUGUGCAAUUCACGCUAAACGCGUCACCAUAAUGCCCAAGGAUGUACAACUUGCACGGCGCAUCCGUGGAGAACGAGCGUAGGCACCUUCCAGCACUGCGUGCUGAUCCUCUUCAUUUUCGGCGCUGUCGUCAAAUCAUUAGUAUGACUGUUUUUAGCAUCAUCUAGCGCAAUAAAGGGCUUCUCCACUGGUUUUAUGCUGA
This is a messenger RNA of Dermacentor andersoni, 584 nucleotides long. Its product is annotated as histone H3-like. Gene Ontology annotation, molecular function: structural constituent of chromatin; protein heterodimerization activity; DNA binding. Lineage: Eukaryota; Metazoa; Arthropoda; Arachnida; Ixodida; Ixodidae. Gene Ontology annotation, cellular component: nucleosome. The record is from RefSeq and is a predicted model, not a curated record.